Molecule: messenger RNA, 865 nt
Organism: Hyaloscypha bicolor E
Lineage: Eukaryota; Fungi; Ascomycota; Leotiomycetes; Helotiales; Hyaloscyphaceae
Exons: 2
Coding region: 165-770 (201 amino acids)
Source: RefSeq, a predicted model, not a curated record
CUGAAAAUUUUGAAAGAGUCUGAGGACGAAUCGCUUUUUGCUUGGACGGCGCAAGAACCUGACGGAAGUGACAAUGUAGGCAUGCCCGCAUCAUCUCCUGCUACAUUUUCGGUUGUGGGAGCGUUGUCCGGAAAUUGUUUGAUCCUAACAAGCGGGAGUUCACCAUGACGAAAAAAGGGCUUCGUAUGGACUUGCUACCUAUGAAGGAAGAAGGCAUACGUAUCGGGAGGCUUGUUGCCCCUCUCAAUUGCUCUCGUGAGAGAAAUUGCAAGCCAUUAGGAGCUCGUCUAAGGAGAACUUACAAAGAUCAAUUUCUCCGAGUGUCCUCCCAGUCCCAUCUCAUAUUAGACAAACAAAAGAGGCGCAUGGAUAGGACCACUGUUUACAUAAAGCAACGUUCCCUUCCGAGGCAAACCUUCACAAAACCGUAUAUAUUCGAAUUUACGGCUGGUAAUCUAAUAGAUAAUGGAUUCGGAUUUCCAGGAACCUUCCGUGUGGGUUAUCCAAAACUUCAUCAUGGGACUCUCGACAGCGUGUCAAACUUAAAGUUCAGUCUUCUGUUUUUCAGAAACGGGAAGAUGGGGGAAGAAAAUUUCGGGGCCGUUUUGGAUAUAUCGUCAAUUGGGCAUUCAGUUCGCAUUUUGAUACCGAUCUCGCCCACAACGGUGGAAGCUUGGCAAGGCUCCAAUAGAGUAUCGGCAUCUCUGCACUCAGGAAUGUCAGUUUCCAUAGUCCUGAAGGAACGAGAGCAGAACCAUCAACAUGUAUAAACCAGGCAAACUGACUGAGAAUCUCGCAACAUUGCCAUUGUUCAACCCUCCAUAAAUUUUUAUUUAUAUAUCUCAUGUCCAUCGCAGGAUGACUG